AUGGACCUAUCUGGCUCACGUCCGUUGAGUCUGACCGUUCCGGCGGGUGCAUUUUGUCCCAUGCGUCCAACCUUGGAUGAGGUGCUAGCAAACACCGCCCCCGCUCCGUACACCCUCAGUGCUUUUAUGGCCUACCUUUCCCAAAACCACUGCCUGGAAACGUUGGAAUUCACCCUCGAAGCGAAACGGUACCGGGAAACGUACGAGGCACUCAGCCAGCAAUUGGGUGAAUACCCGAUCGGCACCGAAUGUCCGGAAAGCCAACAUCUGCGGAUGCUUUGGCAGCGACUUCUGACGGCCUACAUCAUGCCCGGAUCCCCCCGCGAGAUCAAUGUCUCCAGUGAAGUCCGCGACGAUAUUCUUCGACAGGCUAACUCGACCAUCCCCCCGCUGCCCGAGACCCUCGAUGCCGCCGUGAAACUCGUUCACGAAUUGAUGGAAGAGUCGAUCUUCCUGCCCUUUCUGAAUGCCCACUCCGCUAGCGCCCAGGUUGUACCGCUGGCAGAGCCGCUAUUUCCGCAGGAGGAUGGGGUAAUGGUGGUUGCUGGGCCGGGUCUCGAUGAACACGCCAUGAAGCGCGCCCGUUCGAAGGGACGGCGACUGUCCCCACGAUCUUCGAAAGAUUUUGGUUCUCCGACUUACUCGUCCAGCCACUCCGGCCGCUCAAACUUCUCCCUCAGUGCCAUGACUUCUAUGGGCAAAUCCAGCCACCGGCAUUCCAGUCACACUUCGAGCGGCAGUGGUGACUGCUCGGCUGGCCUGACGGACGACUCUGGCAGUCUACAAUCCAUGAGCACCAGCGAACCGAUGACUCCCCCGACGACGCCUCCAUCCAGUGAUGCCCACGGUCUGCAUCUGGCUCACAGCCCGAAGCAGCGCACCGAUAACCCAUGGAAGAAAAUGGGGAUGAAACUGGGCUUCAAGAAGCGUUCGACUACCGGGAGCUCGGGGAGCAAUAAACUGUCUGGCACGGACGAAUGA
Aspergillus oryzae RIB40 is the source of this 981-nucleotide messenger RNA. Its product is annotated as regulator of G-protein signaling domain-containing protein. The transcript has a single exon. The coding region runs from base 1 to 981 and encodes 326 amino acids. The record is from RefSeq and is a predicted model, not a curated record. Lineage: Eukaryota; Fungi; Ascomycota; Eurotiomycetes; Eurotiales; Aspergillaceae.